AGCUGCUGCCUCUAGAGCUCGUGGACAAAUGAAUAGGAUCAAGAAUUCAUAUCGCGAUGAAGAGUGACAAGGAAAUUGUUGGCAUAGGUCUAGGAUUCGACAACUUUGUCAAUAUGGUGCCGGAAGAUGUCACAGAGUUUGAAAGCACACCAGAAGGAAGACGGAUUACUAAAUUGGAUCAGAUAUUGCUGAAUGGAAAUAAUAUAACCAUGCUGGUUCCUGGAGGAGAAGGACCUGAAGUAUAAAUAGAUUUCCUUGACUUACCUAGAUUCUGUUUUGUCUUACAAUGGCAAGCAAAUGGGUUUUUUUUUAAUCUUUCAAUGUUUAUAUUCUAAAAUGUUGUUUCCCGUUGAAGGGAAAUGGUGUGACAGUGUAUCAUAUGCCAUUUUUCUAAGUUAACCAUGAGUAACUUGGUAAAAGAAUAGUUUGCUUUUUGAAGACUACAAAAUAAAGAUGUUUUUGGU
Molecule: messenger RNA, 464 nt
Organism: Perognathus longimembris pacificus (Pacific pocket mouse)
Lineage: Eukaryota; Metazoa; Chordata; Mammalia; Rodentia; Heteromyidae
Product: U6 snRNA-associated Sm-like protein LSm5
Exons: 1
Coding region: 57-245 (62 amino acids)
Biological process (GO): mRNA splicing, via spliceosome
Cellular component (GO): Lsm1-7-Pat1 complex; U4/U6 x U5 tri-snRNP complex; U6 snRNP
Molecular function (GO): RNA binding
Source: RefSeq, a predicted model, not a curated record